Molecule: messenger RNA, 2045 nt
Organism: Xenia sp. Carnegie-2017
Lineage: Eukaryota; Metazoa; Cnidaria; Anthozoa; Malacalcyonacea; Xeniidae
Exons: 2
Coding region: 97-1851 (584 amino acids)
Source: RefSeq, a predicted model, not a curated record
GCACGCUCGUUACUAGCAAAACAAGCUCCAUAGGUAUACAGAGCUUAAACUGGAAGGCGAUUAAGAAGAAAACACUAAAUCAAAUAAAACACAAACAUGGUUUUACUGAAAUCUUUCGCAUUAACGGCACUCCUGUUGCAUUUAACAAUGUCAACAUCAACUGCACUCUCCUAUGACGUCAAAGGAUGUUUUUCAUCCCUUCAGGGAAGAAUUACCAUCAGAAACUUUGGACGCUACAAUUCCAACUACAAAUGUCAAUUUUGGUGCAAAUCUCAGGGAUUCAUAAUUGCAGCAGCAAAAGGAAAUCUGUGCUCUUGUGGAAAUGUCUAUCCUGAAGGGAAAAACGUCAAUGAUUCUUUCUGCAAAACUUCAUGCCGAUCAUGGUCGACUUGUCACAGUCCUAGAAGUUGCUGUGGUGGUCGUAAUGCGUAUUCUGUUGGCGUUGUUGGAGACGUUGAUGUGGCAAAACAUGUUCUUCAAAGAUUGGCUAUGAAAUGGCAGAAUAACGAUGCUUAUAGAACAGAUAUGGAAGGUCUCGUUCAAAAGCCUACUCGUCAACAUCAUUACGAUAACUGGGGAAGAAGUUUUGAUUCAAAAGGAUGGUCAACAUGUGAACAUGGAAGAUACAUGACUGGAAUGUACAGAAAUAAACUGACCAAUUCUGAUCCAAUCUAUCUAAUAGAAGAAGUAGACUGUUAUGAUGCUCCUGGAUAUCUAUAUUCCUCUUCAAAAGAUCGCGAUUGUUAUCAUCAUGAUUGGGGUGUAAAAUUUGACAGGAGGGGUUGGGUGUAUUGUAAUAAUGGGUACUACAUGGCUGGACUCUACAGAUCAUCUGGACAUAAAUUGUACAAUAUUGAAAAAGCUUUAUGCUGUCGGCCUAAAACUCAAGUAAAACAGUGGGGACACUGCCAGCGAAAGGACGUAGGACGAUCGUUUGACAAUAGAGGAUGGAAUCGUUGUCCAUCAAAUUAUUACAUGACUGGUUUGUAUAGAAGUACAUGUAAUAAAUUGUACUGCUUGGAAGAGUUUUACUGCUGUAAAAUGGGUAAAUACGUUGGCCCAACGCUGGUGGUAAGAUUGAAAGAUAAAAAAGGGAACUUAAAAAAAUGCUCUAUGAAUCCAAUGGACAAAUCACAGACAGCCAGCACUUUUAAAUGCACAACUUUAUUAAAAAAUUUGAAUUCCAAAAUUUUGAUUUUAAACGCAAAGAAGUUGAUCCUCAAUGAUGAUGAAAAACCAUUCAAAAGUUUGAAACUUUAUCCAAUUGCGAAUUUUCGUCCUGUUGUUUGCUCAGAAUUUAAAACCAGAUAUGUUUGUACAAGAAAACUUUCAGCAUUUGUUUCUGAAUCAUCUACCUUAACCACGACUAUGGGAAUUUCUUCAGCUAUAACAUUAGGCUCAAAUUUGGAGGUGUCUGGAGAAGGAUCUCUACUGCCAGAGAUAAAAAAUAUAUUUUCCACACAAAUAAGUAAAUCAGGUUCUUUAAGUACGGGAGAUACAAAAACAACAACAAAAACAAUAACUGAUACAAUUGACGUCAUAGUCCACGUUCCACCAAAGAAGGAAAUCUCAAUUAAUCUCAUAAAAUCUGUUCAGGAUCUAACAUACCAUUGGAAAACAGAGUUUGAACUUGAUGGAUGGUAUUCCAUCGAGUGGAACAAGUCUGAUCUUGAAUCAUUUCAAGCAGUGAAUGCUGUAUUAUCAGGCCCCAAAGAAAGAAUAAGUGCAUUUGGUACUUGGAAUUAUCCACGCAUUGGUUUCAUUAAAGUGGUGAUCAGUGAUAGUAAUGGGAAAAAGAAAAACGUUGUCUGUGUACACAAACUAGGCAAAGGAAAGAAGUGUCAGUUAUGAGAAAGAUGUUUAUUUUUUAUACUUUUUACUUCUUUUUACAAAAUUAGAAUAAACAUUAGCCUUACAUUAGUUUAGCAAAUGAGACAUUUGAUAGAAUGAAAGAACAAAGGGUUUGUAAAUUUGCCUAUGAAGUAUAUUUCAAAUACCUGUUUCAUGACAUAGCCACGAAAUAUCAGCAUUCACAUAUGAAAUUA